Closterium sp. NIES-65 is the source of this 1857-nucleotide messenger RNA. The record is from the annotation of a GenBank genome assembly. Lineage: Eukaryota; Viridiplantae; Streptophyta; Zygnematophyceae; Desmidiales; Closteriaceae.
AUGACGAGCCGUCGCCGUGACGUGCGGCACUGCCCGACUUUCCCGCUAUGCAUCCUUAUCCUUUUCCACGUGGCCUCCACGUGUCGUGCGUGUCUUCCGCCUAUGUUCUCGGCAGCAGCAGACGGCUCCCCGCCAAACCCUAAUUGGGAUGUCGACUUCGACUGGCUGAGUAACGAGAACCAAAUCGCCAUGACGCGAUUCGCCGUGGCGCAGCACAACGCCGCCAAGAACGACAGCCUACAGCCAGUCAGAGUUCUCGAUGUGGACCGCCCGAGCGCAGGCAAUGCCAGCGCGGGCGGGGAGGAGUACCUUGUGUCACUGGCGGCUCUCAACCUGCUGCGCGGCCGCACUGCCUUAUUCGACGCCCUCCUCUCCCGCCGCCCUCUCGUGGCCGCGCAAUCCGCAACCCCUGCUGCUGCCCUUCCAUUAACAGCAACAGCAACAACAGCUGAAAAUGGAGGAGGAGAGGGAGGAGCGGAGGGAUGGGAGUACACGUUGAGGUCGUGGGGGCAGGUAGGGUGGGGACAUGCGAGCACGCGGGAGGAGCAGGAGGCGGCGCUCAGGCACGUGGUGCCGGUGAACCCCCUUCCGUGUGGCGACCUGUUGACUUUCGUUGACUCCUCAGAUGUGGAUGUGCAGCGCGUGGCACGAGAAGCGGUGGCGAGUGCGAAUGAGAGACAGGGCAGUGCGCUGCUGCUAAUUUCCGUGCUGGAGGCACAGUUGAUGAUACCCGGGUUCAGAGAAUACACGCUCACACUGCUGGCAGCAGAUAACACCACCCGCAUGGCGGCACACUAUGCCACGCACGCACUGGAUCUAGGGCUGACGAACAACAGUGACGCCACGCCUGAAACGUCACAGGGGGGGAACGCGAGUGGGAGGAGUUUGGUGAAUGUGACGUGGUUUGCGGUGGUGGCGGGGACGCAGCGGAAUGCAACAGCGGGGGAGAUGGGCGUGGCGGCAGCAGGGGGGUGCGCCGGGCGGAAUGCGAGCAGCAGCAGCGCUGCUGGUGGUGGCGGCAGUAUGUUUAACAGCAGCAGCAGCAACAGCAUCAGCAGCAGUGGCAUUUUGGAGUGGGACUUGGCACGGGCCAUGGCAGGGGUGUGUGUGGAUGAGGGGUGGGUGCUCAUCCCCGCUGCCGCCAGUGUUGACAAUUCAACGACUCCCUCUGCCUCCUAUAGUGUCUCCUCCAAUGCCUCCUUUAGUGCUUCCUCCAAUGCCUCCACUGCUGCUCCCUACACGGACACCUACAAUGGCUUCUCCAUGCGCUCCCUCGCUCUCUUUGCCCUGAACCAACUCAUCAACCAGAGCAGCCUCCCCUCGAAUUUGACUCUACUGGAUGUGCUUGCAGCGAGGGCGAAUGUGGUGGAGGGAGCAGGGAUCAACUACAGCGUGACUGUAACAGCCGCGGUGGAUGCAGCGUCAGCAGCUGGAGCAACGGUGCCUACAACAACAACGGUACCUACAACUACAAUAUUUGCAGCAACGGCACCUACUACAACAACACCUCCGGUGCUGCUGAAUGCACCUUCAACCAAAGCCAAGGCAGCAGAGGAGGAGGCAGGGAAGCAAGUGGUGGUGCUGAAGCUGCUGGUGUGGCAGCCGGUGCCCUUCACUGCUUUCCGCCUGGUUGACUUUUUCCUGCUGGAUGGGGGAGGUGGUGAGGGGGAGAGUGGGAAGCAAAAGCAGGAGGGCGUGUUGCUCGUUGACUGUGCUUCCCCACCCCCAGGUCACAUCCUCCUUGGGAACUGCACGACAGUGCCUAAGGCUGGCUAUUCUUUUGUAGUUGCCGCAAUAGGGUUUGUAACAUUGCUUCGUGUGCUUGUCUCGCUGGGCCUUGUUCUGGCCCUCCUGUAG